Daphnia pulex (common water flea) is the source of this 5350-nucleotide messenger RNA. Its product is annotated as vitamin K-dependent gamma-carboxylase-like. NCBI's taxonomy places the organism in Eukaryota, Metazoa, Arthropoda, Branchiopoda, Diplostraca, Daphniidae. The transcript is spliced from 12 exons. Gene Ontology annotation, molecular function: gamma-glutamyl carboxylase activity; vitamin binding. The record is from RefSeq and is a predicted model, not a curated record. Bases 751 to 2619 code for a protein of 622 amino acids. Gene Ontology annotation, biological process: peptidyl-glutamic acid carboxylation.
AAAGAAAGUUUGUUUUUUUUUUUCUUUUUCCUUUGCCCGGAUUAUAUGAUUAAAGGUCCUCUCUCUCUCUCUGAGUUCGGGACCAAGAGGGAGGUACUAUGCGAGGAGGAAUUUUCUAUUUUUUCUUUUUCUGUACCACCUUUUGCCUAUUUACCGCUUCACGAGCUUCACAAGCUCUCACUUUUUCCGUUGGCUGCUUGGCCUCUCUCUCUCUAUUCUUGGAUUCUUCUUUCUUUUUAAUUUCUGAAAAAUUUCAUUUUUUUUUUUUAUUCCUCAAAAAAUUUCGAGGGAAAAAAUAUCGCAGAGCAUCGUCUUGCCUUCUGGCUCGUUCAUUUUAUUAUUAUUUUUUGACAUGUCGGGGGAAAUUUUUGAAGCCGUUUCUUUAUCGCUUUUAUUUUUGCACACCGGAAAUUCCAUAUUCGUCAUAUUUCAACGACUUUCAACACGAUAGAUAUUAAGAAGAAGAUUUUUCCCGUCUUUUGCGGCUUUUUUGUUAAUGUAUCGAUAUAAGAAAAAGAAUCGCGAUUGAAAAUUUAGCCUAUCGAUUUGUAAGGAACUUUUUUUUAUUGAUUGUUUUCCCAGCUGAAACUCCUCCCCUUACGCAUGGCGACAUGGACAUGGUUGGGUCGUAAACAAGUCGUGGUUCUUCUUCUUCUUCUUUUUUAGUGGGGGCUUUACACCUCCCUUAUAUAACCAGGUUCCUUUUUUUCCACUGUAAUAUUACGAGCGCACAAAGUAUUCGACAAGAAGAUGACGGCUCCGAGAGCCAUCAUCAACAAACUCGGAAUGUUUUUAGACAAAUGCCAUCAGGCUGCGUGGCGAUUGAAAGAUCCUUCCAAUUUGGCCGUGACUCGUAUACUCUUUGGGUUUCUUAUGGUUCUAGACAUCCAUAUUGAGCGUGGCUUUGCAGAAGUGGACCACAGGUUUGGUGAUUUCACGCAAUGCCAUUUCCCCUUAUUUGAUUUCGUCAAGCCGCUGACAUUUCAGUGGAUGUGUAUGCUAUACCUGCUCAUGUGGUUGGGGGCUUGUGGGAUCAUGUUGGGAUACAAUUUCAAACUGAGCUGUCUCAGUUUCAGCGUUCCCUAUUGGUAUGUCCUGUUAUUAGAUAAAACCUCGUGGAACAAUCAUUCAUAUCUCUACGGACUUCUGUCCAUACUUUUGCUGUUUUCGUCAGCCAAUCACUACUGUUCAAUUGAUGCAUGGAUCGAUCCCAACAUUAGAAACAAACCUGUGCCAAACUGGAACUACAUUCUAGUCAAAUUCCAGAUAUUCCUACUCUAUUUUUAUGCCGGUGUCAAGAAGAUGGACCCAGAGUGGCUGGGUGGCUAUUCCAUGAGGAAUCUUGGCAGCCACAGAGUUUUCACACCUUUCACAGUCUUUCUAAGUGAAGAAACCAUCGAAUAUUACAUGGUGCAUCUCGGAGGUUUCAUUUUGGACCUGACUGUCGGUUUCUGGUUGUUGUGGCCGAAAUCGCGGCCUUUGGCUUUAUUUUUUGCUACUUCAUUCCACGUGAUGAAUGCACAACUUUUUACGAUAGGAAUGUUCCCUUACGUUUGUCUGGCCACAUUACCUGUGUUUUGUGACGAUGACUGGCCAAAACGUUGGAUCGCUGUAUGCCCUGGGCUGCUGCGCAAAUGUCUUCCAGACGCCACAAAGAUAACUAAUGUUUGUGAUUCUCCGGUCGAAAAACGCGGCAAGAAUUCAUCCUUCAAACUCACUCUGAUGGGUCUCUACGUCGUAACUCAAUUGGCUCUUCCCUGGUCGCACUCGGUCACUCAGGGUUAUAACAACUGGACCAAUGGUCUUUACGGCUACUCUUGGGACAUGAUGGUCCACGCUUGGGAGACGAUGCACGUCGUAGUCACGGUAAAAGAUAAAACCACUGGACGAAUCAACUACCUUGACACUGAGGUUUUCGUGAGGAACGACAAAUGGGUUGGUCAUGCUGAUAUGAUUUAUCAGUACGCUCAUUGCGUCAAGGAUCGCUUGGGGGCGGUCAACAUGACCGAUGUAGCCAUUUACGUCGAUGUCUGGCGUUCGUUGAAUGGCCGCUUCCAACAGAGAUUGAUAGAUCCACGCGUCAACUUGCUCGAGGCCGAAUGGUCGCCUUUUCGGCCUACUCCUUGGCUCAUGCCGCUCCUGACGGAACUGUCGGCCUGGCGGCAGAAACUCAACCAAUUGGAGCGCACCGUUUUUGACUGGUCAGAUUCCUCACGAGUCGCCUUUGUGGCUGAUUUCCCAGGUUUGUCCAUGGACAAUUACGUGCCGGCUGGUGUGACCAACGCGACGAUCCAGGUGUUGGAGGGCCAGGUGGAGUUAUCGAUCGAAAACGGGACACGAUCGUAUCUGAAUGUCAACGAUACGGCGUCUCUACCGUCGAGCGUCAUGCACAGAAUCACGACGACUUCCAACAUUCCGGCUUGUUACAUGUACACCUUCGUCGGGCCUUCCAGCGAUUCGCCAUCAGCCAACGCAUCGAGCAGGAAUGCCAAAACGCCACAGUCGACCACCCAUGAAGAUGUUUCUCUGAUGACACCCUUCGCCAAAUCUUUAGCUCUGGUUGGCCAGAGUCUACUCAAUCUAGUCUUCGGUAUUCCACUCGUGAUGCACAACAAGUAAAACAACAACUCCUUUAUUUUUUUUCCUUUUUUAUUUUAUGUCCUUCCCCUCUUGUCUGUUAUCGAUCUCUUCAAUCUGCACAACAAACGGCAUAAAUUUCGCCCCGCCCACAUUGUGUCUGUGUGUGAUUUCCACUGAAAUUGAAUGUUUCUUUGUCGAUGCUAAAUUCCCAAAAAGAAAAUCUCUGAAUUAUGCUAAUUUUAUGGAAAUUUCCAAGAGGAAAAGCACAAAAAAAGCUAGUCUUUUGAUCUCCCCAGUGCUGCGCACCGCAAAACAUGUCGUGUGGUAAUAUACAACAACAAAACCCGAGAGAAAAACAGUUUAUUUUGAAGCGAAUUCUCCAGUGUCAAGUUCCUUUUUUCUUUUUUCUUAUUUGGAAAGCCUUUGAUUAUUUUUCUUUUGUUUUCUUUGAAAAAACAUUUUGUGUUUACAGGACUAGAAAGCUACCUCUAUGUACACACACUGUGAAAUUGUUGACAGUUUUCCACGGGGAUGUCGAAUCUACACCCACUCGUUGCCGUAGCGUGCCGUGGCGUGUUGUGACGUCGCCUGCGGUGAGGGCUGGAUGUUGUGGAAACGAGUGCGAAGAGGCGAGCAGAAACCUUGAACUCCGGCAGCAGCAGCAGCAGUGGUGCCGUUCACAUAAUUUAAUGCUCUAUGUGGGCGUACUUCUAGAUGUCCUCCACCAUCAGCGAUGCCUUCAGAACAGAGCAGCUGCUUGAAUCCGCUGCGGAAUCUCGGGUCGAGGAAAUGAUACAAAAGCGGAUUGACGCAACUGUUUGCACUGCUGAGCCAUUGUGCCACGGGCAUGAUCAUUUCCCAGAAUUCAGCCUCGGGCUCGCUCAUGCUCUUGGCGAAUUUUAAACGCGUGAAAGUGGCGUAGAGCGGGAACCAGGAGAGCGCGAAAGCUGCGACGACGACGCCCAACAUCCUGAGAGCUCGUAUUUUGGCCCUGUGCAAGUUGAGUCGACCACCCACGCCAUUGUAUCGUCUCCGGUUGUUGUUGUAAUGGUGACACCGGUGGUGGUGAUUGGGGGGCCCUUGCUCGCCGCUGCCGGGAAUCUGACGACACCAAAUUUGCCUGCAGAUUAGAGCGUAACAAGCGGCGAUGAUGACCAGCGGCAGGACGUAGCAAAGGGUCAGGUGAGCCACAGCGUAGUAAGUAUCUCCCAUCAGCGGAUCUGGCCAUAUUUCUGUACAAACCUAUUUGCACGUUUCGGACACGUAAUCCUGGCGGAAGACGACCAGCCACGGAAGAGUUAUAAUUGCGGAUCCGAUCCAGAUGAGGCCGAUGAUGACCCGGCAGCACUUGGAGCUCAACCGUUUCUUCCACGGUGACGAGAUGGACCAGUAGCGCUCGACGGCCACGGCCACCAGCGUGUAAACCGAGGCACUCACGCUGACUCCCUGCAGGUACGGCACCAAUUUGCAAAUGAUGGAGCCCAUCACCCAAGCUGUCCUCGGAAAAAGACGCAACCACCAUCAAAUCACGCCGGCGCAGAAGACGAGGCCGUAGGCUGUGCAAAGAGCUCCACUUACCCACACAUUGUAACGAUACCAGGAAGUUGGCGGAGUCGACAAUUCCGGCCAAUCGGUUCCAUUCUCACUGAGAAAAUCCAACGGAUAAUCCAUCGAGGACGAUUGCUGUGUGUCGACUGAGUUGACCAAACUCAUCGGAAGCAAACGCGUAAGAAGCAAAAUUCUUGUUACUGCUAUCCACCCCCUCCCUUUCCAUGUACGGAUGCGACGGAUAGAGAUAUCCCAGCAGUGCGCAUGUCGAUAUGGCCUUUUCUUCCGCCGUAAACCGAAUGUAAAAGGCCUUAAUAAUAUCCCCCUCAAAAAAUUCUAUCCGUUGAGAAAUAUUUAGGUUUAGAUCGUAUAGGAUGCGCAUUCGAAAACCGGCCGCUUGGUCGUCGUCGCUGGUUCUCCCCAUCAAUUAUUUCUUAUGUAAGAUCCUAUACUGGAUGAUUGCCUCCUUGGGGAAUGCAUCUAAAGGCCGCGUCGAAAGCAGCCACCAGCCCUCCAUCCCCCCAAAAAGUGUCGUAUGGUAAGCUCCUUUCUAGUGGAUCCUAGUCGGAUGUUGUUGGCGGUUUUUUGAAGCGGAAAUCGCCUUUUCCCCGUACUGCUUGUUCCACUCCAGAAAGUUUCUUCAUCACCAGCUGUAGGAGAGAUGUACCACAUUUCAAGAUAACCAAUCAGAGUUUGGACCGUACUAGAAAAAAAAACUGUUUGAUUGUACCAAACCUGGUGGGUGGAAUGCUGAGUUGAGAGGGCGAAAGUAAUGAGUUGAAAGAGCUGACGCAUCUCCUUGGUUGCGGUUCAAUCGCUGGUCUUUGUCUGAGUCGACUUUUUUUUUAUUAACUCAAUUAGUUUGUUCUCUGCUGACAUGUUUGCGUAUAUAGGUGUAUUUGCUGAAAUGAUAUUUUUUCUCGCGAUCGAUUGAUGUACAGUUGAAGUUAGGCCGCCCAACUGGUCGCUGACUUGUUGAGAUACGGGGAAAUUGAAAUUUGUUUUUUUAAAAGAUACUAUAUUUUUAAAAAAUCUAGGUUUGUUAUUAGAUUAUCCCUGUGGGGUAUUGAAAUAUAUCACCGCAGAAAAUUGCUUUCCUGUGAAAAGCGUCUGAGGAUUUUUACAAGUCUAUUGUGUACUGCACAAAGUUGAAGAGCCGAGACAAGAAUGGUGUUCUGGGUACGCUUUUACAGCUGUGCCUAUUGAAAAAUUUUCGUUUUUU